This is a messenger RNA of Alligator sinensis (Chinese alligator), 1144 nucleotides long. Its product is annotated as immunoglobulin alpha-2 heavy chain-like. Gene Ontology annotation, biological process: response to bacterium. The record is from RefSeq and is a predicted model, not a curated record. NCBI's taxonomy places the organism in Eukaryota, Metazoa, Chordata, Crocodylia, Alligatoridae. The coding region runs from base 195 to 1088 and encodes 297 amino acids. The transcript is spliced from 6 exons.
GGGGGCAGUAAGGAUUGAAUCUCUCAGCGUGUCGGAGGUCAGCGUCCCACCCCCCAGCACCCUCCUCUUGUAGACAUGCCCCCUCCAAGUUGAGACAGGAAACAGGUCUUCUUCCCACGUGACCCAGGCUUUCAGAAAGAAGAGACCCAUCGAGCAGCCUCACAGCAUCCUCCCAGCGCUGAAGAGACCACACCAUGUGCUGCCCCUGGGCUGGGAUCCUGCUCCUCGCCCUGCAGGUGGCGGCUUCCCAAGAGGGGCUGUGGCUGCAGCAAAGCCCAGCAGAGAUCUGGACGACCCCAGGACAGACUGUGGAGCUGAACUGCACUGUUUCACCUGAAGAAGAACUUGUAACCUGGUACAAAGAGCGUCAGGACAGCAGUCUGCAGUGUGUUGUACAGACUGGUAAAUAUUUACCUUCAAAAGGAAGAUACUCAAGGAAAGAGAGCAGCACAAACGAAACAGUCUCUCUAGUCAUCAGCGAUGUACGGGAGGAGGAUUCUGGAGUGUAUUACUGUGCCCUCAAUUUAUACAUAAUCGGCAGCUUCAGGAACAGGACCAGGCUGAUCGUCUCUGAUGCCCCCCAGCCCAGCCUUGUCAUCCUGGCACCUUCCCCCCUGGAGGAUGCUGAGCUCCCAGACCCCGUCCCCCUGCUCUGCCUGCUCUUCCCACAGACUCGGGCCUGGAGAGCAGCAGUUUGGGACCUCGGGGAGGGAUCUCCCAGGCAGAUGGACCCAGCAGCCCUGGAGAGGGAAGGCACGGGGAGCCUGACAAUGGUCCCCAGGGAGAGGUGGGACACAGGGACCCACUGCACCUGCACCGCCAGAGAGGAAGGAACCGGGAGAAACAUCAGCGCUACCGUGGCCAAGGACCUGGGCACCACAUUAAAGGGGCCCUGCUGGGUUGUGCACUGGGUGGGGCUGCCCUGUGUAUGCCUCCUCCUGCUGAUCCAAGUCCUCAUCCUGCUCUCCACCAAGUGCCCCCACACAGCAGGGAGAGCAGCAGUGCCAGGCAGUGACGUGCGCCCACGCCAGAGCCCAGAGACAGAAUAUGCAGCUGUGAGACAUGGCAGCAGAAAUGCUUCUCCGUGACUUUUGUGUUCAAAAGUUCAGCCUUAAAAUAAAAAGUGUGGGGACACGUGUGUGCA